Messenger RNA from Paramecium sonneborni, 229 nucleotides. NCBI's taxonomy places the organism in Eukaryota, Ciliophora, Oligohymenophorea, Peniculida, Parameciidae. The record is from the annotation of a GenBank genome assembly.
AAUGGCCCCUGAAAAAGUUACUUAUAAAAAGGAACUUGUGCAAUACAUAGAGUCAAUUAUAACAACAUAAUAGUAAACAAAAAUUCCUUAAUAGACAAAGUACUUGAAAGAAUUGCCAUUAAUAAUCAAGUGUUAUGAACCAUAUGGAGCUCCACAUGAAAUACCUAACAAAGGAAAGAUUGUUAUUAUUUGUGGUGGAAUAUAAUUAUUUCUGUUUUGAAUAUUGCAU